AUGGAGAUAUGCCUGAAGAUAGAGGCAGCCAAUGGCUCCAUCGAUGGCUUGAAUUUCAACCCCAUGAAGGAGUACAUGAUCCUGAGCGGUCCCCAAAAGAUCGCUAUUGCAGUGCUGUGCACCCUCCUGGGCCUGCUGAGUGCCCUGGAGAACCUGGUUGUUCUCUACCUCAUCGUGUCCUCACACCGGCUCCGCAAGAAGCCCUCCUACCUGUUCAUUGGCAGCUUGGCUGGGGCCGAUUUUCUGGCCAGUGUGGUCUUUGCCUCCAGCUUUAUACAUUUCCAUGUCUUCGAUGGCGUGGAUUCCAAAGCUGUCUUCCUGCUGAAGAUCGGCAGCGUGACUCUGACCUUCACGGCCUCCCUAGGCAGCCUGCUGCUGACUGCCAUCGAUCGCUACCUCUGUCUGCGCUACCCGCCUACCUACAAAGCUCUACUCACCCGUAGGAGGGCACUGGUGACCCUGGGCAUCAUGUGGGUGCUCGCCGCACUGGUGUCCUACCUGCCCCUCAUGGGAUGGACCUGCUGUCCCAGGCCCUGCUCUGAGCUUUUCCCCCUGAUCCCCAAUGACUAUCUGCUGAGCUGGCUCCUGUUCAUUGCCGUCCUCUUCUCAGGCAUCAUCUACACCUACACGCAUGUCCUGUGGAAGGCCCAUCAGCACGUAGCCAGCUUGGCUGAGCACCGGGACAGACACCUGUCUGGAAUGGCCCGGAUGAGGUUGGAUGUGCGGUUGGCCAAGACCCUGGGGAUGCUCCUGGCUGUGCUGUUCAUAUUCUGGUUCCCAGUACUGGCCCUCAUGGUCUACAGCCUGGCUGCCAGGCUAAGCGAACAGGUCAAGAAGGUGUUUGCCUUCUGCUCCUUGCUCUGCCUGGUCAACUCCAUGGUCAACCCCAUUAUCUAUGCCCUGCGGAGUGGGGAGAUCCGGUCCUCUGCCCACCACCGUCUGGCCCACUGGAAGAAGUGCGUGAGGGGCCUUGGGCCAGAAGGAAAAGGAGAGAUCCCCAGGUCCUCAGUCACUGAGACAGAGGCUGAUGUGAAAACCACCCCGGGGCUAGAUUCCAGAGAGCUAUCCUGGCCUGAUGAGCUUUGA
Molecule: messenger RNA, 1086 nt
Organism: Rangifer tarandus platyrhynchus (Svalbard reindeer)
Lineage: Eukaryota; Metazoa; Chordata; Mammalia; Artiodactyla; Cervidae
Source: the annotation of a GenBank genome assembly